UUGACGGUUGGGUGUGAAUUGUUUUCUUUUUUUCUCAGUACUUAUUCUUCUUACCGUUCGUGUAAAGUGUUGCCAGGACCUAAUCGUGGUUUGCAUUUUGACGUUUAGAGCAGACGUUUUUAUGUAAGCCACAAAAAGGAAUUGGUAUUCAUAGAAUAGUUGAUGGUGCCGUCGGCCAGCAGUGCAAGUAAUAAAAUGCAUCGUGCACACGAGGAUAAUAUGGAGGAAGAACUUAGAUUGAAAGAUUUUAGAAGCAAACUGAAGGUCGUAAGAAAUAUAUCAGACUCAUGUUAUGCCGAUUUUAUGUCGAAUAAACCGUUUUUAGCUACAGCUACACAAAAUGGAAGAUCCGUUAUUGACUUGAUCAGGCAUUACACCUGUUUAAACAUUGAAUUGUUACAUGAGUACUUAAAACCUUAUUUCGACAACCCACAUGCUACAAAAACUUUUAAACAAUAUUGCCAAGAAACAACUGAACCGGAAAAUUCAAAAUUCAAUGAAACUUUAAGGAACACUAUACUGUCGUCAUAUUUUAAAUUAGAGUAUCCAAACAUGUCAACUUUGAACUCAAGAAUCAGUAGUUCAGAGGAAAGAGGUAAGUUGGAAAUGACUAACUAUACCCAGCAAAUCAUCGAAGGAACUUCCAAAGUGAUCCUAGUCGAAAAGCCUGAAAAGUUUUUCGAAAGAUUUGGUUACUUAGAAGAUAUAAAGCAAUUGAGGCAAACCCAUAAUGUUGUUUAUGUUUGCAACUAUGAUACUGACUUUGAAAGAGACCUAACAGUAUACGCUGCUAUUUUGCCAAAAGCUGGUCUUCUGAGCACAUCCAAAUAUAGUUUAUCCUCACCGAAUACCUUCAAAAAGCUCGAAAGUUGGAUAUUGUAUGAUAUUGUACCAAAAUUACUUGCGCCAAGCGUGAUUGUACUAGAUGAUACCAUCGAAUCCAAGGAUCAUAUAACUCUGCCUACUAUAAAUAGUAAACAUAGCGAAAUGAUCGAAUGGCUGAAGGCUAAGAAUAUUCCACAUGAUCCAGAUAUGCAUAGACCUGAGUUGUACGAAUUGAUUAAGAGAUCGAAACGAGGGGAGCCUGAAAAUAUUUACACGAUUGAUACUAAAUUAAAUGCGAAAGGUCAUAAAGUGCUUCGCCAGCCGAAAGGCGUAAGGUGCUUGAAAUAUGAUAUUAACAAAUUCCGAACCGAUAUGCGAACUUGUAAUAGUAGACACGACGUAACUACACAUUUAGAAACUUGGCAAAAUUUAGAAGAAAGUCUUAUACAGUUAGAAGAAAAACUAUACAAGGAAGAUUUGGAAUUGGAAAAUAUUAUUGAUCAACUAUUGACACUUGGCAAAUAUAGUCCCGAAUCGUCGCAUCUUUUUGAUGACAAGUUUGAUGAUGUGCCUGAGAAUCUUAAAUUACGUGAAAUUUUUGAAGAUCCAAUAAAACGAAGAUGUCUUAUACAUGAUAAUUGAUAUCAUUGUUAAAUUACAAUAAAUUUUUACUGCAUUUUUUUUCAUUUAACCA
Aricia agestis (brown argus) is the source of this 1519-nucleotide messenger RNA. RefSeq lists its product as uncharacterized. The transcript is spliced from 3 exons. The record is from RefSeq and is a predicted model, not a curated record. NCBI's taxonomy places the organism in Eukaryota, Metazoa, Arthropoda, Insecta, Lepidoptera, Lycaenidae. Bases 163 to 1467 code for a protein of 434 amino acids.